AAUCAAACCCAAGUCCCAACAGAAAUGAUUACCCCAAAAACACAUCAAAGACACGCCAAAGCCUCACGCCGCCACGUGUACUUCAACACUACCUCUUCACAAAUCCCACGUGGCAACCAAACUCCAUGCAAUCUCCCCACUCCUGACACGUGUCAUCAAACACACUCACACCCCCAUUCUUUCUAUAUAAAUCUUCAAAAAUAGAUUAAAAAAAAAAAUGGAGACUGAAGAACAAGAUUCUCCACCGCCAUGGGAGAUCCUCAACCUAAUCUCUCAGUUCCUCGACCCAAAAACCCUAGCUAUGGCUUCCUGCGUCUCCAAAUCAUGGUCAAUUUUAAUGUCUUCCAACAAUUUAUGGAAACCCAUUUGCCAAACCCAAUUCUCUUCUUCCCUAUCAAAUCUCCACACUCUAACCUCCGUACCCUACAAACGCCUCUACGCAAUCUCACGCGCCGCCGUACUCCGCCGCCAACCGCCGUGUAAACCCCGUUUAUCGCUGAAAGACCUAAUCUUCACCGUCAAUGUGAGGAAGAAAAAUAACAAAGGAAAAGUUUUCGCCGCCGUAUCGAAACCGAUCGGCGGCGGGGACGGGGUUUUCAAAUUCUCCGUCGACGUAGUCAACGGAGAAAAGUCAACGUUUACGGAGGCGGAGGAGGCGGUUGAGGUGGUUUGGAAUGUGGUUUUGGAAGGGUGGAAUGGGAUUUUUACAAUGAUGGAUUGUGAAGGGAAGAUGGGAUUUUUGGCAGGUUGUGAAGGGUGGUUCUCGGCGGAGUUGCCGUUGCCGGCGUGUUUUUCCGGUAUAGUUGGGAGUGGGAUUGUUGGGGAUUUGAAGAUUGGGUUUGGGAGUGGUGGGAGAGUUGAGAAAGUUUGUGUUGGGAUUUUGAAUGUGGUGAAUUGGAGAUAUGUUAGUGUUGAUGAUGGUCUUAGAUAUUUGGAUCAUUUUCUUCUUCCUAUUUGAUGAGUUUGAUAUACAUGUAAUCUAUGUAAUUAUGUAUCUAUAUGUUUAUAUGUAUAGGUUAGCUAGUUUUGGUGGUGUGUUUUUUUGGUUGUUGAGUCAAAGGUUUUGACUUGAGUUUUGUGAUGUAGUUUUUUUUUUUGUGAAGUAGUUUAGUAGUGGAAAUUACAUAAAUUAUGUGUGUAUUAAUCUAG
Cannabis sativa is the source of this 1149-nucleotide messenger RNA. RefSeq names its product probable F-box protein At5g04010. Bases 218 to 958 code for a protein of 246 amino acids. Gene Ontology annotation, cellular component: SCF ubiquitin ligase complex. Gene Ontology annotation, biological process: gibberellic acid mediated signaling pathway; SCF-dependent proteasomal ubiquitin-dependent protein catabolic process. The transcript has a single exon. The record is from RefSeq and is a predicted model, not a curated record. Gene Ontology annotation, molecular function: protein binding. NCBI's taxonomy places the organism in Eukaryota, Viridiplantae, Streptophyta, Magnoliopsida, Rosales, Cannabaceae.